This is a messenger RNA of Phytophthora infestans T30-4, 390 nucleotides long. RefSeq lists its product as uncharacterized. The record is from RefSeq and is a predicted model, not a curated record. Lineage: Eukaryota; Oomycota; Peronosporomycetes; Peronosporales; Peronosporaceae. The transcript is spliced from 2 exons. Bases 1 to 390 code for a protein of 129 amino acids.
AUGCUCUACUCGGACACGGCUAUGGUGGAGAAGACGCGCGACUUCUUGGAGCUGUUCGAGGACCACACUGACCGGUUGUCCGACAGAGAGCGGCUGUUGGUUUUCCGGCAGGAGCUGAAGGGACGUGAGGCCGAAAGGUGGUGGAGCAACUCCAGCAUCAAGUCGUUCGCGACGCUGAAGGUGCGUUUCCACAACCGGUUCCUCAGCAGGACGGCCGACGAGCUCUGGGAGAGACUGUACUCCACUAAGCGUGAACGUGGCGAGUCAGUGGAGGAAUGGGGAGACCGAGUCACCGAUCUGUGCGACUCCCUCGACUAUCCGAACCCUCAGAUGCGGUAUCAGUUGUUCCGACAUGCAUCGUCCUGUGGAGGAAGACGACGAAUUUCCUGA